Molecule: messenger RNA, 686 nt
Organism: Solanum pennellii
Lineage: Eukaryota; Viridiplantae; Streptophyta; Magnoliopsida; Solanales; Solanaceae
Exons: 2
Coding region: 12-686 (224 amino acids)
Biological process (GO): proteolysis
Molecular function (GO): cysteine-type peptidase activity
Source: RefSeq, a predicted model, not a curated record
UUAAUACAAUAAUGUAUUAUCUCCGAAAGAAGGCAAAAUACUCCCAAACAGUCACUUCUUACAUUACUGUUGAUUGUUGGUUUAUGGCAUGGGUUGAUAACAUUGAGAAACAGUGGAGACAAUCACAAUGUGACAUGAGAUGCAUAUCACCGGACCAUGAUGUUGGACAAUGCAUUAGAGGAUAUAAGCUGCUUGCUAACAUUCCGUGGGAUAGGGUUGAUGAAGUAAUCAUCCCAGUCAACAUCAAUGACAAAUUCCAUUGGUUUCUUGUUGUAUUCCGAAUCAAAAGUAGAUGUCUAUAUGUAUAUGAUUCGAUGAUGGGAGGAUCUGUUCAUUCAAGGAAAGUCAAAGAAGCCGUUGAUAAGCUUGCAACCAUGAUUCCUUUAUUUCUGACGAGCACAGGGUUUUAUGGCAAAAGGCUUGAUUUGUAUGCGAAUAAUCUCCCUGAUUAUCAACAGAAGUCGUUACACAUAGUGUUGCAGAAACUUGCACCGACACCUGAUCCCUUUCUUAUUGAGGCAAAUUGUUUCUUCCAUUUUGUUGAGCAAAUGGGGAUCAACGAGGAUAUGAAUGUUGGAAUGGUCACAAAAGAUGAUAUAUCAAUUGCAUCAUCUAGCAAGUGUUCUAGUACUGCUACUAAAGAUUUGAUGAGUGAGAAGGACAAUGAAGAUCAAGAAGUGGAGUAA